AUGACAGUGCAAUCGGGCCAUGGCAGCGACGCGUUGCAACCAUCGCAGGGUCAACCACAUCGUUAUCAUCUGAGGCAUGAUCCAGCGUACAACAUCACCGCUGCCGAAGCCGAUCUCGAUUACAACAGUGAUAACAGCAUAGCGGUGCACCAUCCAUCAACGGCGACUCAUCAUCAUCCACACCAUCAGCAACAGCAACCGCAGCUGCAACACCUCCACCAUCACCAUCGCUACAUGCCAUCAAGUUCCAGUUCCUGUGAUAAUACCAAACAACCCACUCGUCUCGGGGGUAGCUCCAGCGCUGGUGGUUCUUGCGAUGAGAACACGCCCAGCGUUUUGGACGUAAAUCUCGACUCUAAGAAGAUUUCAAUGGGCCACAAUGGCUCGAGACUGAACUCGCCGGUGCGCUUCGGUGACGAGCGGAAGUAUGGGAACAACCAACAUCAACAUCAACAUCACCACCAUCAUCACCAUGGUGGCCACCACAGCCAUCACAUAGAGGUGUACAGCGAUGGCGGGCCGGCCGGACUGGACAGUAGCAAGCUGGAGGAGGAGAUUUCUGAGGAUGACCGGGGGCCACCACUUCCGCCUCGACCUGCACCGAGAGCCCGCACGACCCAACGUCUCGACACGGCUUCGACAUCUUCCGGCGUGCGGAAAUACGUCAUCUGGUGUCUGAUAUGCGGUGGUAUCUCCAGCUUGCUAGGUGUCCUCUUUCUGGGUAUAUACUUUCUGCUUCGAUCGUACACCAGCACGGUGGGCUACUUCGAGACGGUACCGACGUUCGUACCGGCGACUCUGCUCAUGUUGACGGGCAUCUGCAUAAUGAGCCUAGCGAGGCGGAGAAACCGGUAUAGCUAUCUGAUCAAACUGUCCGGAGCUUGCGGGUUAGCGUCGGCUCUAACAUGCGCCUUGGUGACGGUUACGACCACCGUUCUGCAUAUGAGCCGUUUGCAGGUGUUACGCGAGUGCGAGUACACGCAGAAGACGCGCACGUGCACCUGCUAUUCCGUGACUGCGGAAAAGCAAACCGAGGGUAGCGUCGAUGACAGCGUCCGGUUCGUGUUCGACUCGACGUCCGACUGUGGUGUCGUGCACGGUGCACUAUACUCCUGCUUGCGAGCCGUUUUUGGUUUGUCCGUUGCCGGUGUUCUAGUGGCCGUGUUCAGCUGUAUGCUCGUUUACCAGUUGCUGAGUCACGAACGAAAAAAGAUGUACUGGGAGCAGCUGGAGCUGCGCUGUCGAUCACUCUAUUCCGGCCAGCAGGGUCCAUCUUCGGUCCUUCCGUCCGGUCCGGGAAUGCUCGGUGGUCCAGCUGGAACUGGUCCGGGGCUAACUGGUGGACGGGCAAGCAAUUGUCGGUGCUGCGAGCAGUGUCACGCGCAUCGGAACGUUUUGCCAUCGGCGUACCCGUGGGAGGGAGACAAUCGAUUUUGGACACCGGGUCAGGCCGGAAACUUUUACUCACCGAACCCGGGAGGUGAUGAGCCCGGACCAGGAGCUAGGUUGAACGCGAGCGGCCGUCGAAUGCCCGGUUGGAGCUGGCCCCGGAUGCCCUGGCAGCGGAGCGACGCCUCUCAGCGUUUAUCGCCACACAGUCCCGAUUCGCAGUACGGUUUCUCGAACCGCUCCGGUGUAACACCGGUGCUUCCCGGUGCCGGGGCACUAUUGGGUGCCGAAUCCGUCCAACCUCGCUACAACGUGAUCGACCAGCAGUACGGCAUAUGGGGUCCUCCUCCGCCUUACAGCGAUCCAAACAGUCCGGCUCGUCGUGGACGCUACCAUUACAUCCAUCCCGCCCAGUGCGGUCCUCCGCUGAUUGACCCAAGUGGAAUCACGUCGACCGGAUCGUCCAUGGUGCCCUCAAACCCGGGAGGUCACGGUAUUGCCAUUCUCGAGUGUCAUCAGCAUUCCGUGAUGGGUGUGGAUGUACAUGGCAUUCCUCAGCAAUACAUCGGCCAAACAGCCCUUUCGAACGUCGGUGGUGCGGGUCAACCGGCCUCAAACUAUUCCCGUACAGGAACUGGUAGUGGCGGCGGUGGAAGUGGCGGUGGAGUAAGCUCAUCCGGUGGUAGCAACGUCGGUGGAAAUGGAGCAAAUGUCGGCAGUAAACGGCAACAGACGGGUGGCUUCAAAGGGCAACCGCCGACGAAGGAUAACUAUGAAAAUACACCCUCCGACAGUGAUGGCCCUGGCCGGGAUCGGUUCUCCAACACAUUGCCCUUACGUAAGGCGAAGAAGCGUGUCGAGGCCGGUGCGAAGAGUAUUGGACCGGGUAACAACGGACAACCAGCCAGUACACGGGUGAACGUGCAGAAUGUGUUUGGAGCGCCAAACCAGACAGCUGCUGGAUCGCACGAAACGUCCGAGAACGAGUACAAUGAGUUGAGCGUUCCUUCGUCCAAUGGUGGGUUGGCACCAGGAGACGAGUGUGGUGGUAGAGGCUCCGGAUCGCCACACGGAUUGCUGGGUAUGCCAGCGGCGAUAGUGACGUCACAUCCUCCAAGGAGCCGCCGCCAGAAGCUGUCCAACUCGGCGGGCAUUGAGAACAGCGGUUUUCAGACGGUGGAAGCGCUGGAGGCAGAAGCGACCGCUGCGGCGAUGAACGGAAAGCUGCUGGAGCCAACGGAAUCGGAGGUUUACUUUGCUGACGUGAGCAGCUGCUGCAAUAUGUCCGUGAAGAAUGACAACUACUACGAAGACGCUAGCCAAAGACGCAAGAAAGAAAAAAUACAGCAGCAGGAUCAAGCGGAUGAGUACAUCGCUCAACGGUUCGGUAAGCGCGAACUCUCUGUCCGAAGCCGCCAGCCGUUCCCACAGGGAGUCGUUGGAUUAGGGGAUAAACCGCCGGUUAUGCCUCGAUCUUCUCUGCUACCGAAGGACAUCUCUCGGCAGAGCAUGUGUUCGGUGGACUCGGGUGAGAAGACGGAUUACACCGAUCUGUCACCGGCCACACCUAGUUCAAACUUUUCGUCCAUUGGCGGACUCCCAAGCGGAAAGCAGCCAUCGCCUCCGUCAGCGAACGAUGGUACCGCUGGAAACGCACGCCAGGAUCCUGACGGGCCCGGUGGUUGUAACUUUAUCGCCUCGUACCCGUACUCUUCGAACGAGCAGAGCCAGGAGGCGCACCGUCGUUCGACCAAGAACCUGCACGACAUCUUCCUGGCGCCCGACUCCCAGUACGAGGUAAUGAAGGAAUUGCAUAGGUUUAAGUCGACACCACUAACGCUAACACCCUUCGAACCACCACCACCCACAUCACCACUGCCGUCGUCCUCAUGCCAGGAUAUGCCGGGACCUUUCUCUCUCACUUCCUCCACGGCAUCGUUCGGGGCGACUUCUUCGGGAGGAGUAAUUGGAUCCGGCGAUCGGACCGAUCGAACCGCGCCUACGAAGCCGAAAUCUCCCAAGAACCUCAACAUCACUCCGAUCAAGCGUCAAAGCCUAGGCACCAACAUCAGCUCGAUUAUCCAGAAUCUCAGUGGGAACGAUGUGGGACUGCUGUAUCCUGAAGGACGAGGCCACGGCUCCUAUCACCAAAGUGUUGGCUCCGAAGGAUCUUCGUCCAUCGGAGAAAGAUCGACCGUGGUUCCGCUUAACAGCCGGCGACCGGUGGACAUCAACGACAGUAUCAGCAGCAACGAGGAUAACGAGGAGCUGACUGACAGUGAAAGGCGGCGCGGAACCGAUCGGCGUUUGUGA
Molecule: messenger RNA, 3702 nt
Organism: Anopheles nili
Lineage: Eukaryota; Metazoa; Arthropoda; Insecta; Diptera; Culicidae
Exons: 5
Coding region: 1-3702 (1233 amino acids)
Source: RefSeq, a predicted model, not a curated record